Humulus lupulus (European hop) is the source of this 1707-nucleotide messenger RNA. Its product is annotated as amino acid transporter AVT1E-like. Gene Ontology annotation, biological process: amino acid transmembrane transport. The transcript is spliced from 11 exons. NCBI's taxonomy places the organism in Eukaryota, Viridiplantae, Streptophyta, Magnoliopsida, Rosales, Cannabaceae. Gene Ontology annotation, molecular function: amino acid transmembrane transporter activity. The record is from RefSeq and is a predicted model, not a curated record. Gene Ontology annotation, cellular component: vacuolar membrane. The coding region runs from base 1 to 1707 and encodes 568 amino acids.
AUGAAGAACGACGACCUUGAUCUCGCCGGUUCCGGAAAUGAUGAUCAGGUUUCCGAUCAUGAUGAUCAUCAUCUUGAUGAUGAUAAUGAAGACGACUACGACGACGAUAAAAACUAUCAAGAUUUAGAAGCUUACAACGACACCAUUAUCUUUUGUGAUGAUGAUGAUGAUAAUGAAAAUGUGGUUUCGACUACGGCGUGGCCUCAAAGCUAUAGGCAGUCAAUGGAUUUUUACACAAGUGUGAGUCCACCUCUUCCAAUGGUGCUUUUGUGUGGAGUGAGAACAAGCAAAAUGUCACCAAGAUAUGCUGAUCCACAUGAUUUAUUUCUGAAUAAACCCUUGCUUGUUGAUUCUAGUCCAACCAUUUUUAAUAAUAACAAAAAACUCUCUGUUGAUCAAUCUAAUUCAAACGAAGAAGUGGAUCAAGAAAAACAAGAAGAUAGCACUACUACUCCAACAUCUUUUUCGUACCCAAAACUUCCUGGUUCUACCGAGUUAUUGCCACCAUCAAAGCAACAAUCUUCAAGCACUGCUCAAGCAUUGCUCAAUGGAAUUAAUGUUCUGUGUGGUAUAGGGCUCCUUACAACUCCAUAUGCUUUGAAAGAAGGAGGGUGGCUAAGCCUGACAUUUGUUGUAGUGUUUUCUGUUAUAGCUUGUUAUACUGGUAUAUUGCUCCAGCGAUGCUUAGAGAGCAAUUCUGGUCUCAAAACUUACCCAGAUAUUGGCCAAGCUGCAUUUGGCCGGGCUGGUCGCCUAGCCAUAGCUAUUGUUUUGUAUUUCGAGUUAUAUGGUAGUUGUGUGGAGUUUAUAACCAUGAUUAGUGACAAUGUGACAUCGGUGUUCUCAGACAACAUUUCUAUGAGUUUCGAUGGAAUAUUCGAUCUCAACUCUCAUCAAAUCUUCGCCAUUGCAGCAGCUCUAGUCAUUCUUCCAACUGUUUGGCUUAAAAAUCUUAGUCUGCUCUCAUACUUCUCUAUUGGAGGAGUGGCUUCAUCAAUAUUGGUGGCGCUUUGCUUGUUAUGGACUGGUGUGGUGAACAAAGUUGGGUUUCAUGGGCGUGGACCAAUCUUGGAUAUUGCAAAUCUGUCCUCAACAAUUGGCAUAUAUGGUUAUGCUUUUUCUGGGCAUUCAGUUUUCCCAAAUAUCUAUACUUCAAUGAAAAAACCCUCAAGAUUUCCAUUCGUUUUGAUUGGCAGCUUUUUUUUCUGUGGUUUUCUGUACAUUGGAGUUGCUGUGUGUGCCUUUCUAAUGUUUGGAGACUCAGUUCAAUCUCAGUUCACUUUGAACAUGCCCAAACAAUUUGUUGCUUCUAAAAUUGCAAUUUGGACAAUGGUGGUGAAUCCAAUAACCAAGUAUGCCUUGACACUCACACCUGUGACAUUGAGUUUAGAAGAACUUUUGCCAGUGACUUUGAGAGAAUAUUAUAUUGUCUCCAUUUUUAUUAGAACAGUUUUAGUUAUUUCAUCUUUAGUUGUGGCCUUGAAUGUUCCAUUCUUUGCUAUUGUGAUGCAAUUACUUGGUUCUGUGUGCUCAAUGCUAGUGUCUUUUAUAUUUCCAUGUGCCUGUUAUAUCAGCCUAUUUAAAGGAAAAUUAACAAAGUUUCAGAUUGCAGGGUCUAUUUUCAUCAUGAUUGUGGGCAUGAUUUGUUCUUGUCUGGGUACACAUUCAGCUAUAACAAGACUCAUUCAACAACAAGUCAACUCUUGA